Telopea speciosissima is the source of this 3802-nucleotide messenger RNA. RefSeq names its product protein transport protein Sec24-like At4g32640. The record is from RefSeq and is a predicted model, not a curated record. The coding region runs from base 237 to 3446 and encodes 1069 amino acids. The transcript is spliced from 25 exons. Gene Ontology annotation, molecular function: SNARE binding; zinc ion binding. Gene Ontology annotation, biological process: COPII-coated vesicle cargo loading; intracellular protein transport; endoplasmic reticulum to Golgi vesicle-mediated transport. Gene Ontology annotation, cellular component: COPII vesicle coat; endoplasmic reticulum exit site. NCBI's taxonomy places the organism in Eukaryota, Viridiplantae, Streptophyta, Magnoliopsida, Proteales, Proteaceae.
CUUCGCCAGGAGAAAGGAGUAAGGAGAACUUUAAAUCUUUCGAUUUCUCUCCCUUAAACCCUAACAAUUCGAUCUCUGUCUGCAAAAUCCCCUUAUCCGAUUCUUCCUUAAGUUAUGAUCUUCGGUUUUUUCUGUUGGUCGACAGGUGGAGAUCUCUGAACCAAUCUGCUUAACUUUCAGAGAAUAAAUAAGGAUUUUGGUUCAAGGGAUCGAGAUCGAGUUGUGAUUCACCUUCCAUGGCGUCUCCUGUACCCUCCGGGGUACCCAGGCCCGGCAACGCUCCUCCUCCGCCGCCUAAUUACAACCCCAAUGUGCAGAGAGCUCCUGCUGAUUCUAUAGCUGAUGGCAUGCAGAACUUGCAAAUCAAUCGACCCCCUUCAAUGCCCAAUCAACCUGUUCCUGGGCCACCACCCCCAUUUGCGCCUUCACCAUUCGCUGCUACUUCUGCAUCUUCUGCUCCUUCUUCAGCUCCAUUUUCUGGUUAUGCACCUGUUUCACGCUCUGGCCCUCCUGCUGGGUUCACAAGAGCAGGGCCUCCUCCAACAGGUCCUCCCAAUGCUGCUGCCUCUUUAAGGCCUUCAGGCGCUCCUCCACCUUUCGGCUCCAGGCCACCUCCACCUGGUGCCUUACCUUCCUCCCCAUUGAUGACUGGCCCAGUUGUGCCGCCUUCGAAUCCAUCAAGUGUACCGGGUCCAAUGAGUAAUGGGCCACCGGCGUUUGCUUCGGGGCCUCCUCGUUUCCCUCUCAGUGGUAGUGUUCAGCAGCCACCAGUCGGACCUCCUCCGGUGUCGGACAGAAUGCUACAAGCUCCUCCAACCAUUCGUCCCUUCCCUGUCGGUCCUGCAGGGAGUUUUUCACAUGGUCCGCCCUCUCAACCCGUGCCGCCAUUACCACGUUUUCCGGCAGCAAGUGCUACACCACGUGCCACUCCCCAGCCACUUCAUCCAUUUUCAUCUGCAAGUCAACCUUCAGUGCCUCCAUAUGGGGCUCAGACGUGGCAGAUGCAACAUCGGCAGGUGACUCCACCAAUUCCUGGUGCUCAACCACCAAGCAUGUUUGAAAUGCCACCUCCUCCGAAUCAACCUAUGUCUGCUGGCCCUACUUCUAUGUCCCAUCUUCCAUUACCUGGUUCUCCUGCGGCUGGACCAUCGAAAAUUGAUCCCAAUCAAAUCCCACGCCCUGUCCCAAGUUCCUCGGUGAUACUGUUCGAAACUCGUCAGGUCAAUCAAGCCAACCUACCUCCGCCUGCUACGAGUGAUUACAUUGUCAAAGACACUGGGAACUGUAGUCCACGUUUAAUGAGGUGUACUAUUAAUCAGAUUCCAUGUAGUGGUGACCUUUUGACAACAUCAGGCAUGCAGCUGGCUUUGAUGGUUCAACCUUUGGCCCUUCCUCAUCCGUCUGAAGAGCCCAUACAAGUUAUUGAUUUUGGGGAUAGUGGACCUGUUCGAUGUUCUCGUUGCAAAGGGUACAUAAAUCCUUUCAUGAAAUUCAUUGAUCAAGGAAGGCGUUUCAUUUGCAACUUAUGUGGCUUUACUGAUGAGACACCUCGUGAGUACCACUGCAAUUUGGGACCAGAUGGUAGGCGUAGAGAUGCCGAUGAGAGGCCUGAGUUAUGUAGGGGUACUGUUGAAUUUGUUGCAACAAAGGAAUACUUGGUUCGGGAUCCAAUGCCUGCUGUAUUUUUCUUCCUUAUUGAUGUAUCCAUGAAUGCUAUACAGACUGGUGCAACCGCAGCUGCAUGCAGCGCAAUCAACCAAGUUAUUGCAGACCUUCCUGAAGGUCCUCGGACAUUUGUGGGUAUUGCAACAUAUGACUCGACGAUUCAUUUUUACAAUUUGAAACGUGCAUUACAGCAGCCUUUGAUGCUCAUAGUUCCUGAUGUCCAAGAUGUCUACACUCCUCUUCAGACUGACGUCAUUGUUCAACUUUCUGAGUGCCGUCAACAUCUGGUGCAAUUGCUGGAGAAUAUUCCAACCAUGUUUCAAAGUAACAAAGUUUCUGAUUCAGCAUUUGGUGCAGCAGUCCAGGCUGCUUUUCUGGCAAUGAAGACAACUGGAGGGAAACUUCUUGUAUUUCAGUCAGUACUGCCCUCAGUUGGCAUCGGAGCUCUUUUUGCUAGGGAAGCUGAAGGAAGGACUAACAUCUCUGCUGGGGAGAAGGAGGCCCAUAAAAUGCUCCAACCGGCUGACAAGAAUCUGAAGACAAUGGCAAUAGAAUUUGCCGAGUAUCAAGUUUGUGUUGACGUCUUCAUUACCACCCAGAGUUAUGUAGAUAUUGCUUCCAUCUCUGUUGUCCCGAAAAUUACUGGAGGACAGAUAUAUUAUUACUACCCUUUUUCAGUCCUUUCUGAUUCUGCCAAGCUUUACAAUGAUCUUAGAUGGAAUGUCACAAGACCUCAAGGUUUUGAGGCAGUGAUGCGUGUACGUUGUAGCCAGGGUCUCCAAGUUCAAGAAUACUCUGGAAACUACUGUAAACGUAUUCCCACCGAUGUGGAUCUUCCUGGGAUUGACAGUGACAAAACUAUUAUGGUCACCUUAAAACAUGAUGAUAAAUUCCAGGAGGGAUCUGAGUGUUCUUUUCAGUGCGCCCUUCUCUACACAACUGUAUAUGGCCAAAGAAGAAUCCGAGUGACUACUUUAUCACUUCCAUGCACAACGGUGCUCAGUAAUCUGUUUCGGUCUGCUGAUCUGGAUACUCAGUUUGCAUGUUUCUUGAAGCAUGCGGCCAGUGAAAUACCUACCAGCCCACUUUCACAAAUCCGAGAACAGAUUACAAACUUCUGCAUAAGCAUUCUGCAUUCAUAUCGUAAGCAUUGUGCUACAGUAUCAUCCUCUGGACAACUGAUUCUUCCUGAGGCGCUUAAGCUUUUGCCGCUCUAUACCCUUGCAUUGGUUAAAAGUAUAGGAUUGCGAACUGAUGGACGAUUAGAUGAACGUUCCUAUUGGAUCAGUCGUGUUUCCUCUAUUUCUACUCCUUUGGCGGUUCCUUUCGUUUGUCCAAGAUUGAUUGCUAUUCAUGACCUUAUUUCAAAGCAGGAGACUGAUGGAUCUCUCAUACCCCCUUCAAAGCCACUUUUCAGUGAGAAUAUAAUUGAUGAUGGAAUAUUUCUCCUAGAGAAUGGUGAAGAUUGUUUGAUUUAUGUUGGGAACUCAGUCAAUUCAGAUAUUCUGCAGCAAAUAUUUGGAAUUUCAUCUGUCGAUGAAAUACCUGCCCAGUUUGUGCUGCAGCAAUAUGACAAUCCAUUAUCAAAGAAAGUAAAUGAAGUAGUUAACGAGAUAAGACGUCAAAGAUGUUCUUACCUCCGCCUAAGAUUGUGCAAGAAAGCAGAUCCUUCAGGGAUGCUGUUCUUUUCAUACAUGGUUGAAGAUAAGACUCCAAGCGGGCUGUCUUAUGUUGAGUUCCUUGUACAUAUCCAUCGGCAAAUCCAAACUAAAAUGGUGUGAACCAGCAGUUUUGUUGACUUCUGCCUCAAGAAUACUUAAAUUGCUGCAGUGGAGAAGAGCAGAAAAAAAGCAUUAGAUCCGUGCUUAUAAAUGGCACUUGGAGAAGCCGAUUGAUUCCUCCCGAAGGCAUGUGCAGUUGAAUUGCCAUUGGAGUUUUGCCCUAUUCAUCUAAUAUAUUCAACACAUAGGUAGUAAUAAAUAUUAAGUGUAGCUUUUGCUAUCAUUGUUGUCUUUGCCAUUAGUUUUUGCUUUUCUUCCUUGGCUUCUUUUUUUACCCCAUCCCUCCUGUAAAACUAAGGACUGUAUGAUAAAUGCAGAAAUAUGUUUCUUAGUCAAUUAAUCAUUUUUCAUCCUAA